UUCGCUCAGCUGCCAGACAAAAUGAUCAACUUGAGUAAAUGGUACUUAGUUUUGUCAAUACUUGGCUUUGUUUCUUUGAUGAUUUUUAUAUACAAACAAAAAGAGAAUGGAACAGAAGAAAAAACUGAUGCCAGAACUAAGACAGUAACUGAAGCCAGAGCGAAGCUGGACUCAUUCGAGGACAGGAGAUGUGAGGGAAAGAUCUACACCAGCCCGAUGCCACUGAAACUGAAGCACAGACAGUACUCCAGAAAGAUACUGCUUCGUAAAAAAUGCAACGCUAACAGUAACUUGGACAUCACUGGCAAAUGGAAGUCAUUUGAUGACAUCCCCAAUGAGGAGUUGCACAACCUACUUGUAGAUGACCGGCAUGGAAUAAUUUAUUGCUACGUUCCAAAGGUUGCCUGCACCGCAUGGAAAAGGAUCAUGAUUGUUCUGAGCGAGAGUCUGAGGGUGUACGGUGUACCUUUCAGGAACCCUCUAGAUAUCCCCAUCCAAUAUGUUCACGGAUUAUCUCUAAGGCACCUUAACCUAUACCCCAAAGCAGUGAUGAAACAAAAACUUCAGACCUACAAAAAGUUUAUAUUUGUUCGAGAUCCUUUUGUCCGACUGGUUUCAGCAUACAAAAAUAAGAUUCAAAGCCCAAUUGAGCCAUAUUAUAAAACAAUCGGGAAAAAAAUAUUAAAGCAGUUUGGAAAUGUCUCUAAUCCAGCAUCUGUAGAGCAAGCGUAUGCUCAGGGCAUUGUUCCUUCUUUCAGCGACUUCAUUCAAUAUAUUCUGAGCCUCCCAGCAAGAAAUUACGCAAAGUUUGAUGAACACUGGAAGCCAACAGUUCACAUGUGCCAUCCCUGCAUGAUCAGUUACGACUUUAUUGGGAAGAUGGAAACCAUCGAGGACGACGCUGCUCAUCUGCUGCGAUUACUUAAAGUCGAUAACAUUGUUAACUUGAAUCCGCAGGCAAAAAAUAAAACCUCCGCUGAUGAAAUGAAGACCUGGUUUUCCAACAUUCCCACAGAGUGGAGCAGGAAACUCUAUGAUAUUUAUAGGACAGAUUUUGAAUUGUUUGGCUAUUAAUAUUAAGACAUUCUACAUGAUCUUUAUCUGGAAAACAUUAUCUGAAUCAUGUUCAUCGUCAUCAAGAUUUCCAAAUUUAUUACAGGAGACAAUACCAGUGAAUAUUUUUCUGUUUUGAAAAUGACUACAUGACACUAUGCUUCCUUUUAAUAAAAGAGUAUGUAAAGUAUGUAAAAAGAGUGUAAGUAUGUAAAUAUACAGACAAUUUCAUGCCGUAUAUAACCUUUGUACCUGAUACUAUUGUGUCAAGUUUUGUAACUGAUUUUCCUUUCUAAUGAUUUCACCAAAAUUAGUAGUAGAGCAACUUGUCUGAAGAAUAAACAAAAUGCUUAAAAAGAUAUAAUAACCCUCAAUGUGAAAUUACAUGUAAAAAAAUGUAAAAAUAAAACUCACAUGAAACAAUAAACUGGUGGGAAAACCUGGUUUUCUAAUAUGACAAUAGAGAGCAAGAGAAAACUCUACGAUAAAUAUAAGGUGGACUUUAGACUCUUGACACUUUAAAUGAUCCUGAUCAAUAAAUCAUGUUUUCUGUUGUG
Tachysurus fulvidraco (yellow catfish) is the source of this 1610-nucleotide messenger RNA. RefSeq names its product carbohydrate sulfotransferase 12-like. Bases 22 to 1074 code for a protein of 350 amino acids. Gene Ontology annotation, cellular component: membrane. Gene Ontology annotation, molecular function: sulfotransferase activity. Gene Ontology annotation, biological process: proteoglycan biosynthetic process; carbohydrate biosynthetic process. NCBI's taxonomy places the organism in Eukaryota, Metazoa, Chordata, Actinopteri, Siluriformes, Bagridae. The record is from RefSeq and is a predicted model, not a curated record. The transcript has a single exon.